AUGGAUAAAGAAAUUCCCGAACCAAAAGAUAUAGCGUUAACUUCAAAUGAGUUUUUGGAAUAUCUUAAAGGCAAAUACAAGAAGGAAGUCAGAAGAGAACACAACAAAAUUAUUUUUGCUAGAGAACCUUUGAAGUACAGGAAAAUGGGGCUUAAUGAGUAUCUAGAAAAGGACAGAGAAUCCCAAGAAGAAAUUGUUAUCCCUAAAAUGAAUAUGAGUGAGCUGAUGAUACUAGGCCAAGAAGCAAAUGUCUCUAUAAGUAUUGAUAAGUUUAAUAAGGACCCAGAAAUAAUGGUUCUUUUGGUUAGAGGAACGAUUACGGGUAUCGAAUCUUUCAGAGAAAAAAUGGAGUACAUACACAAUAAGCUUCCUGGAAAUAUCCAGACUGAUGGUGAAGUUAAGGUUCUAGAUAUACCCCCUGAAUCAGAAGACAUUGUGAUAGGAAAGAAUGGGGUUAACAUAUACAAGCUUCAGAAGGACUUUAAGAUUAUUAUAAGAGUGAUAGAUGGAAACCGCAGUGGGAUAAAGGCACUUGUUAUUUCGGGAGAUGAUAAAAGUCAAGUGCAGGAGGCAUGUAAUCACGUUAUAAACCUGAUCUAUAGAAAUGUCAAUUAA
This is a messenger RNA of Encephalitozoon romaleae SJ-2008, 615 nucleotides long. RefSeq lists its product as hypothetical. The transcript has a single exon. NCBI's taxonomy places the organism in Eukaryota, Fungi, Microsporidia, Unikaryonidae. Gene Ontology annotation, molecular function: RNA binding. The record is from RefSeq and is a predicted model, not a curated record. The coding region runs from base 1 to 615 and encodes 204 amino acids.